Pararge aegeria (speckled wood butterfly) is the source of this 1520-nucleotide messenger RNA. RefSeq names its product succinate dehydrogenase [ubiquinone] iron-sulfur subunit, mitochondrial (gene SdhB). Gene Ontology annotation, cellular component: mitochondrial membrane. The coding region runs from base 226 to 1074 and encodes 282 amino acids. Gene Ontology annotation, biological process: tricarboxylic acid cycle; aerobic respiration; respiratory electron transport chain. Lineage: Eukaryota; Metazoa; Arthropoda; Insecta; Lepidoptera; Nymphalidae. Gene Ontology annotation, molecular function: 2 iron, 2 sulfur cluster binding; electron transfer activity. The transcript has a single exon. The record is from RefSeq and is a predicted model, not a curated record.
GAAUCGAACUGCGAGCUUCAGCCAAUCACGGCUCAGUAUAGUUGGACACAAUAAUUUUAUCACGAGAAAUAAAAUAAAAAAACGCGCUCCCGAAAUCGACACGCUCCGAGUAGAUUAGAAAACAAUUCACGACGUAUAGGGAAAACCGUAAGCCCUGCGAAUUUACUGUUAUCGAGAAAAGAAACAAGUGUUUGUUGGAAUUAAAAUAAAUAAAAACAUUACAUAAUGCCUUUAUUGCGAUUGACUAGUGGAACUUUCGGGUCGCUGCGUACCUUCGCAACGUCAUCCGCCCUUGGGAAAAGGGUGAAGACUUUCGCCGUAUACCGCUGGAAUCCCGAUGAGCCGGACAAGAAACCAUACACUCAAAAUUUUGAGGUAGAUCUGGACGAUUGCGCGCCUAUGGUUUUAGAUGCGCUGCUAAAGAUUAAAAACGAAAUGGAUCCCACUUUAACAUUCAGGAGGUCUUGCCGCGAGGGUGUCUGUGGCUCUUGCGCUAUGAACAUCGACGGCAUUAACACGCUGGCUUGCAUCAGCCAUAUCGACCAGAACUUGUCCAAACCAAGUAAGAUUUACCCAUUACCGCACAUGUACGUAGUCAAGGACCUCGUGCCUGAUCUGACGAACUUUUACCGCCAGUACCAGUCCAUUGAGCCGUGGCUGCAGAGGGACAAGGAGCCUGUUAAAGGUAAGGAAACUCAGUUACUUCAAGAUGUUGAGGACCGUGUGAAGUUGGAUGGUUUGUAUGAGUGCGUCCUUUGCGCUUGUUGCUCGACGAGCUGCCCAUCGUAUUGGUGGAAUGGAGACAAAUACCUUGGCCCUGCUGUGCUUAUGCAAGCCUAUAGAUGGAUCAUUGAUUCUCGCGAUGAUGCUACAGCCAAACGUUUGGCCAAUCUCAAAGAUACAUAUUCAGUAUAUCGUUGCCAUACCAUUAUGAAUUGCACACGCACAUGUCCCAAAGGCUUGAACCCCGGCCGUGCUAUUGCUCAGAUUAAAACCCUACUAUCUGGAAUGGUUAAGAAACAAACUCCCAUCAUGGAUCCUGCUGGCUUAGAGAAACAGGCUGUACAAAACUAAUAUUUUAAUGAAUUUCCUUUAGUUAAUUUAUAUAUAUAUUAGUUUACAGUAAAAUUUUGACUAAGAAAAACAUUUGUGACUUAAAUAAUACAUUGUAAUUACUAAGAAAUAUUGAAGGUUCGCUUUUAAAGAUACAUUAAGUAACAAUUUGCUUUUGGAGAUUUUUUUACAGUAUUUUGUUUGUUACGUAUACCAAAUGAAAUUUAUGUGACAUUUUUUGUAAAUUAAUUAGAAAUAUUUGCAUGUUAUUUUAUUUUGACAACCUAUCUAGCAAAGGAUUAUAAAUUAUCUAAUUUAAAAAUUGCAUAGAAUGAAAUAAUGGUUGAUGUUUUAAUUCUUAUGUAGCCCAGCUCAUUUAACAUAACAAUUGUUAUGUAAAAUGCAACAAAAAACAGCUCAUUAAAUUAUCACUAUAUUUAUAAUUAUUUUACAUCAAAUCAUACUAC